Molecule: messenger RNA, 873 nt
Organism: Aspergillus melleus
Lineage: Eukaryota; Fungi; Ascomycota; Eurotiomycetes; Eurotiales; Aspergillaceae
Gene: THG1
Product: tRNA guanylyltransferase
Exons: 8
Coding region: 1-873 (290 amino acids)
Biological process (GO): tRNA modification
Molecular function (GO): magnesium ion binding; tRNA guanylyltransferase activity
Source: RefSeq, a predicted model, not a curated record
AUGGCAAACUCAAAAUAUGAGUAUGUGAAAGCCUUCGAGCAGCCGGACGUCCUGCUCCCCAAUACUUGGAUCGUCGUCCGUAUCGAUGGCAGGGGGUUUCACAAACUCACCGAUCGCUAUAACUUCACGAAGCCCAAUGAUCGCCGCGCGCUGGAUCUCAUGAAUGCCGCGGCCGUGGAAGUCAUGAAAGAUCUUCCAGAUCUGUGUAUUGCGUAUGGAGUCAGCGACGAGUUUAGCUUUGUCUUUCAUCCUACCUGUCAGCUCUUCGAGCGGCGUAAUGGCAAACUCGUCACCACCAUCGUAUCAACCUUCACAGCCCACUAUGUCUAUCUCUGGAACACUUAUUUCCCCGACACGCCGCUCCAAUCACCACACCUGCCUUCAUUCGACGGCCGAGCGGUCGUAUAUCCUAGCACGAGGAAUCUACGAGAUUACAUGAGUUGGAGACAGGUUGAUUGCCAUAUCAACAAUCUUUAUAAUACGACGUUUUGGACCAUGGUGUUGCAGGGAGGGAUGAGUAACACAGAUGCGGAACAGGAGUUGAAGGGUACUGUUUCAGCAGACAAGAACGAGAUUCUGUUUAAGAGGUUCGGGAUUAACUAUAACAAUGAAGAGGACAUCUACAAGAAAGGGAGUGUGGUUUAUCGCCAGUAUCAAUUAGAGGACGUCAAGGCGAAAACGUCCGCGGAGGAAGAACCUGCACCGGUGCAGGAGCAGGUCUCCAAGACCCAGCAGGAGAAGCUUCGGAAACUGCGGAGGAAGGCCCAGGUGGUUAUUGAUCAUGUCGAUAUCAUCAAGGAUGAGUUCUGGGAGCGCAGGCCGUGGAUUCUAUCGGGGAGGCCGGGGAAAUUGCCUGCUGAGGUAGGGGUUUAG